Messenger RNA from Cylicocyclus nassatus, 437 nucleotides. The record is from the annotation of a GenBank genome assembly. Lineage: Eukaryota; Metazoa; Nematoda; Chromadorea; Rhabditida; Strongylidae.
GCUCACUUUCGUCCGUCUACUUUUGUGCGGCCGCUGACUACUCACUUACACCGCGGUGCAUAGAUUUCACUAGCCCUUCUAAUCCCUUUGGAAAGAAGUCUGCAGAUGAAUGGCAUGAAGUUGUUGUUGUUUUCUCUUCUAUUUUUGGGAUACCUUCAUAUGGCAUCAUCGUCAAAAGGAGGCCCACCUAAACUCUCUCACCAGAAGAGAGGUUUUAUAAUAUUGGGAACCGAACCUCCGAGUAUCCAUCCAUUUCCCAUCACAUUUCCCGUCAGAGUACCCACGAAUUAGCUUGGAAUACACGUUGGCACCGCUUGCCAUCAAUCUUGUCUUGCUUAUAGUUUUACGUUCACUGAAGUAAACUAUAACUUUGAUGCCACAAUCAUAUCACAAUCAUAAUAAAUUCAAAAAUUGUAUGCAGAGUGCAAAAAAAGUAC